AUGAAUUUUGAUAUUUCAGGAAGCACAAAUCAAUAUGUCAGAAAAGCUCGGUUUAAUAAAGAGAAAGGAGAAAUUGAUGUGAAAACCAAGAUAGUAUCUCAGGAUAUAAUUUUAUUCUGUUGGAACAGAUUUAACAAGGGAAUUAAUUUCAAUUGUUUAGAUAUACAAAAAUAUGCUGAACAAAGUGGUUGA
This is a messenger RNA of Clunio marinus, 192 nucleotides long. The record is from the annotation of a GenBank genome assembly. NCBI's taxonomy places the organism in Eukaryota, Metazoa, Arthropoda, Insecta, Diptera, Chironomidae.